AAGAAUGAGAGCCAGGGAGGGCCAUCCAGGAGCUCACAGUGCAGUGAAGUGCCUGACAAAGUUGUCCCACACUUGCUGGGAAGAGCUGUGUUGAGUAAUGCUUUAGUCCUCACUAGUUGUUCAACUGUCAUCACUUUCCUGUGCUAACAAGUUCAGCGAUGGGAUUGUCACUCCCCCUGGGACAUCCAAUUCAUGUGUAAUUCCUGCUCUGACAGCUGUUCAAGUAACCAAACAAGAACUCAUCUGACACUUCCUUCCUUCUCUUGUCGGACACUCUGCGGUGAUUGCUUCAGCGUUUUCACAGACGUGUCUCGCUCCCCCAUGCCACCCUGGACCACCGGGCUUGUCCACAGUUCCUCCACAUUCCAUCUUCCUCUUUGAGCCUGACAUGGAUGAAGCAGAUGCCUGUCAGGAUGACAAAGGGUUUUUUCCCCAUCCUGCUCCUGAUCCCUAGAGGUGAUUCUUCCCAUGAUGCGGGAACCCUGCAGUGAACGCCAUGCCCAUCACACAAGAGAAUGCAGCACUGCACCUCCCCCUCCUCUACCGGUGGCUGCAGAACAACCCGAGGGAGGACGGGGAAGGACCAGAGCAAAGACUGUGCCAGUCUGCCAUUCAGAAGCUCAGAGAAUACAUCCAGCUCAACUUUGCUAUGGACGAGAGCACCGUCUCGCCCAAGCAGAAUCCCCUAGACAUGGAAAUCAGUACCGUUUACCUCACCAAGGAGGUGGGAGACACCGAGACUGUCGGUUUAAGUUUUGGGAACAUCCCCGUCUUUGGAGACUAUGGUGAAAAGCGGAGGGGAGGCAAGAAGAGAAAAAUUAACAAGGGCCCUGUGCUGGAUGUUGGUUGCAUCUGGGUAACUGAGCUGAAGAAGAACAGCCCGGCAGGAAAAUGUGGGAAGGUGAGGCUCCGAGAUGAGAUUCUUUCUCUGAACGGCCAACUGAUGGUUGGAGUGGAUGUCGGCGGAGCGAGCUAUCUGGCGGAUCAGUGCUGGAAUGGCGGCUUCAUCUACCUGAUCAUGUUGCGCCGCAUUAAACGCAAAGCUCCUCUUCCUCCUUCCAAUGGCAACAACAGCAACAGCUGUGACCCCAGAGCAGCCCCUACCUCAGAACCAGCCCAACGAGUAGUGCAGAAUGGGAAAAGAACUAGAAAGUUUGGGGUCAUUUCUAGAGUGGCAGCUGGAAAAGAGGGCCAAGAAAGCCACGGGAAACGAGACCAGGACCUGGAAAACGGUCAUUACACCAUGCUCCUGGAGGUGGACGGUUCAAACCCAGAGACGUUGGGAGUGGCAGGAAGAACGGAGGACCACCUUCGGAAUCCAGAUGCUCGUCUUUUCCCUGGACGCUUCAGGUCUAGCCUGUUUGAAGCGGGGCAGGCGGACUUUAACCCAAGUGACCAGCCAACUCAGCGAGAAGGCUGCCGAAUUUGGAAGAUGCACAUGGUGAAAGGGUCCGACGGGCUGGGCAUCCAGAUUACCGGAGGCCGAGGAUCAAAACGCUCACCUCACGGCAUCAUUGUUGCUCAUGUGGAGGAAGGAGGAGCUGCACACAGGGAUGGCCGGCUGACCGCAGGAGAUGAGCUGCUGAUGAUCAAUGGCCAGUCGUUGGUCGGGCUUUCCCAUCAGGAAGCUGUGGCUAUUCUUCGCUCUGCAGCUGGACUGGUGCAGCUGGUGGUUGCCAGCAGGGAAAGCUCUGAAACAGACUUCCUCAAGUAUCCAUCCACAAGUUUGCCAGAUCUACUUAGUACUUGUCCAGUCCAGGGAGCAUCUUCUUAUACCGAUAAUAAGGAGAAUGAAGAGCCGGAUGGUGAUGAUGUUAAGGGAGAAAGUCCAUCUCAAACCAAGGGAGCUAUGACCGAGUCAGAGAAGCCCCAAGAUCACGGUGACUGCCCCGAAGGAUCCAAGGAGAACUGCCGAAGCCCUACUCUGGGAAACAGCAUGAUGAAGUUCCGAAGUCGAUCCCAAGGAGGUGCACCCCGCCUAGAAUCUGUGGGAGAAGAUGAUGAGCUGAUGGUGGAGAUCGGUGACGCCAAUGUAGAGAUGAUAGAGAACCUUACAAGAGGCGGCCGAAAACAUUCUCUUCCACAGCAGCUUGACUCUGCUGGGAUGAGACAGGAAUACCACGCAGUGAAGAAGUCUACCCGCUCCUUAAGUACCGCUCAGGUAGAAUCUCCUUGGAGACUGGCCCAGCCAUCCAUUAUCUCCAACAUUGUGCUGAUGAAAGGACAAGGGAAGGGCCUUGGAUUCAGCAUCGUGGGAGGUCAAGAUUCAGCCCGAGGAAGAAUGGGGAUUUUUGUUAAGACUAUUUUCCCUACUGGAGCAGCUGCUGCUGAUGGAAGACUCAAAGAAGGGGAUGAAAUUUUAGAUGUCAAUGGAGAAUCUCUACAGGGGCUGACCCACCAGGAGGCCAUCCAAACCUUUAAGCAACUCAAGAAAGGAGUUAUAACCCUAACAGUACGCACACGGUUACGUAGCCCAAGCCUUACCCCAUGUCCAACGCCUACAUUACUGAGCCGAUCCAGCUCUCCGAACUCCAUUGCUAGUGGGGGAGCUCCUUUACCUGGCAACGAUGAAGGGGAUUCCUCCUCUCUGGGUCGCAAGGGUCCGGGACCCAAGGACAGAAUCAUCAUGGAAGUCACUCUCCACAAAGAACCAGGGGUCGGAUUAGGCAUUGGGGCCUGCUGCCUGACGCUGGAAAAUAGCUCUCCAGGUAUCUACAUUCACAGCCUCGCCCCAGGAUCAGUGGCUAAGAUGGACAGUAGAUUAAGCCGGGGUGACCAAAUCUUGGAAGCAGAUUCUGUUAGUCUCCGCCAUGCUGCUUUAAGUGAAGCCUAUGCCAUUCUGAGUGAGUGUGGCCCAGGACCCGUUAGCCUCAUCAUCAGUCGCCACCCCAACCCAAAGGUUUCGGAGCAGGAGAUGGAUGAAGUAAUAGCUCGCACUACUCAUCGAGAAAACAAAGAGGCCAAUCCGUCCCAAAUUUUAGGAAUCUCUCUAAAAAGUCCAUCACUUUCAAUUAAGGCAAGACAAGGAGAAGGUGCCACCCCCCUCAGCUGGACCAUGAAACGUUUCCUGGAGCCAUCAAGUCGGGGAUCCCUCAGUUCAGAAUCAGAACUGUCCCAAUAUUUCGCCCAAGACGUCCCAGGCCUCCUGUCAUAUUCUGACUGUCCUGUCAGAGGUGAGGAGCACCUACGUCAGAGAAGCGCAAGCAUCCCCUUGGAUGACAGCAGCAGCCUUCCUCCCCGAAAUCCAGCUUCCAGAGAAACAGGCAAAAUUCGAGCCAACAGCCUCAUUUCUCCAAGCAGCAAGAGAGUGCUGGGACCAUUCAGCAAGCAUAUGGAGUCUACUCAGCAAACCAGCCUCCCGGGCAGCCCCCAGUCUGCCCGUGGCCCACUCCUGCGGCAGGGGAGAGUCGAUUGCUCCGAUGCUGAAUACGCCAGCGAUGAGGAAAGGUUCGUCAGAGAAGGGGAUUGUGUGCCUAUCCAGAGGGCCCUCAAAGACCCCAAUCAAACUCAGAUGGAGAAAGACACAGGAGUUGUCAUAGCUACCUCUUCUGUGGAGGCUGAUGAUGAGAGCCAAGAUGGUGAGCACUCCCAGAAUCCUGUGAGAAAAGCCAUGUCUACCCCAUGCUUUGGCAGCUCACUUGGGUCUGAGGAGAAGGCUCUUGAACAAACUGGAGACUCUACCCUGCCAGACAAACUCUCCGAUGCUCGGAGCACACCUGAGGACAGUCCCUGCAGCACGGGGAAGAAGGAGCAGCCUGUCCCUUCCCCAAAAUUGGAACACAAAGCCAUCACCAGGGUCAAGAGUCUGAUGAGUAUCGAGUGCCCUAGUGCCCCGAGGCUGAAGAAUGAGGAGCUGGUCUCCUGUCACAAGCCUGUGGCCAGGAUAACUCCGCAGAGCAAGAAACAUGACCCAGAAGAUGGUGCCAGGAUUAGCUGUGUGAACACAGUGAAGUUGAUUCGGGCUGAGGAUGAGUCAUUUGGUCUAGACUUGGAAAUCCGGGCUACUCCCUUAAAGGUGGUGAUAGCAGGUUUACGACCAGCCGGAGCUGCAGAAAGGGAAUCUAUGGCAAAGUUGACCAUUGGCGACAAGAUUGUCUCCAUCAACGGCAUACCAGUUGAUGGCAUGUCCUACCAGGAAGCCUGCCACUUGGUGAAGAACCAGCCAACAGCUUUAACACUAGAGGUGCAGCACCCAGUUUCUGCCUUUGACCACUCACAGAAACUUAUCACGGCCACAGGAAGCAGUGGGACAGCACAUACUGAUGUGAGCAGGACUCUGGCUGCUGAGAGGGAAGUCGACUGCUUAGAGAAAUUGGUAGAGCAAGCUUUGGAAAAGGGAAAUCGGGAUUCUGAAAUUGUAGGAAUUUUGCAAGAUGGUCCUGUUCUUCCAUCUAGCGGCAAAACCGAGGAAGUACAAGGAGGUAGCGACCCUGAAGUCAACCUUGUUAAAAACUUCCAGGAGACUCCACUGUCUGACAUCAACAAUUUCUUGGCUUCCUCCCAAGAGAGCGGAUUUCAGGCCCUCCAGGAGAGAGCAGGGGAUCUUAGUAGAGGGGCGAGUCUUCAGGGACAAACUGAGGGCCGCAGUUCCUGCCAUCUUGAGCCAAGCACAGUGAACCGUGAAUCUUCUGAAGCCACAGUGAGCUCCAUGGCUUCAGCUCCUCACUCUCAGUGGACCUGUAGGUUUUCAGUUCUGGAUUCCAUUCAUCCGGGCAAACACUUUACUGUGAACAAAAACUGUUUGAGCAACUAUUCUCGGAACUUUAGUAGCUUGCGGGAAGACGGUUUGCCCCCCAAAAGCCAGGUGCAAGCAGGCGGGACAGAUUCUAUGUAUGGGGCGGCAGAGGAUUCCCACUCUGACCCAGAGUCCUUAGCAGAAGCCCCACCUAGGACCAAUGGCAAUGGGGGAUGCAGGCUGCCUCUUCCACCUCUCCCUCCACCACAUCCUUCUCAGGAGACUAAUCUUGCCGAGUCAGACGAAGAACAGAUUGAAAUUUGCUGCAUGAAAAGUAAACCUGUGCACCUCCUGCAAGUGGAACAGCAGCAGCAAACCACGACUCCUGGGACUCAGCAUUUCCGGGCUCCCACUCAGCCUGCUGUACCUACUGUUGUACAGCCAGAAGGAAGAACCGUGAGCAGCUCGAAGCAAGUGUCAGGUGAGGAGCCUCUAUCUGCACCAGAAAGGCCCCGCAGUUUACUCCCAAACUCUUAUCAGCGGAUAAAUUCAGAAAGUUCAUUCACUUUAACCUCUCCUCAGCUGUCUCCCCUGAUCUCUCUCUUGGAUAUAGGUUCUCGGGAAAGCUUAGUCUAUUUGGACUUAAACACUCUUCAAGCUGCAGAUGAGCCAGGGUUAGUAAACUCUGUGGAGUCCUGUAAGCCUUACAGAGUUGGUGAGCCUGUGCUCAAACCCCAGAUCUCUAUGGGCACCACUGAAAUGGUUAAUGGUUUGGAACAAAACCUGCCAAACUCUGAAACCCAGUGUGAAAAGCAAGAGAAAGUUGGCAUGGUUGGCAGUACUAAACUUGGUCCAGCCUCCCCCAGACAGGGAUUACCUCAGAAGGAAGAACCCAUUCUGGCCAGUUUGUAUAUCUCUGAGGGUCAGGAUGGGGAGGGUUUGGUCCCGAGACCUGGAAGCAGCCCCAGGAGCCCCCUUCCGAUCAGAUUUAAAGAUCCGAGUAAAACCAACAACCUUCCUCAUUUGCAAAGCAGGAAUAUCAAGGGGCAGCCGGCCUCCACCAGGAAUUCUGGACCCAAAGUUCAGACGUCCAGCUCAGGUCCCUCCAAGGGGAGCACCGACCUGAAACUGAAUCAUGAAAUGAAGACGCCUUCCCCAAGGAGUUUUAUGGAAACACUUUUAUAUAGCAAUCAGAAAUCAAAAACUGGGCCGAAGCUCAAGGGCCUCAGCAUCAAAAGUAAAAACAAGGCAGGUGUGGAGAGCCCCAGUGCUACGAAAGCAGGUGGAUUGGAGCAGAGGAAACCCUUAGUUUCACCCCAAGCGUCUCCCAAACCUAUUUCUAAGAAAGUUUCAGCUUCUCGCAAUGUAGCCACAAGUGUGGAAUCUGACAAAAGUGUUACAGUGGCCCCUAAGUCACCUGGGAGUGGGCACGAGGGAAAAUCAAACUCUGCCAGUCUCCCCCAGCCUGGAUUAGGGAGCGGCACUCCAGAGGCAGGGAAGCAAACUGAAAAUAAACUCCUUGGGCGAAAUGAAUUUGGCAAGUCUAGAGAAACAACUCCAUAUCGCUACGGAUUUGACAAUCAGAAAGAAGCGAUGGCAGGUUGGGCUCAAGCCAGUGCGCUUAAUGAAAGAGGAGGCAAGGAAACGUUUGGUGACCCCACUGGAAGAUUGAACCAUGUUAAAAUAAUUGCCCUCUCAUCUGAAAGAGCACCUCAUGUUGAUGGUGCAAGACAACCCGCUGAAAGCAACCGUGGAAAAGUGCCCGCAGCCCCCAAGAAUACCCGAGGAGAACGUGAAAUGAACUUGGGUCCUCAUAAAGUAGACUUAUCCCCAAACAGCCCCCCCUCACUGGCUUCUGCUGUUCAGGAGGAAGCCCAGGAAGGACCAGAAAUUCAGCGCACUUUCAUUGAAGUGAGACUCUCUUCCACUGCCCCCUCCUCCUCUUCUUUCUCCCCCACACAUUCUUUGCAGCCUCACCCCACAGAGAAAGCAGAUGACCCCCAGAGAAAGGCGAGGCAAGUGUGGGACCCCAAAGUGAACCUCCAGAGGGUCAUUCAAGUGGAUAGCCCUUUGAAUAACCCCCAGUACUACUCACCAAGGCCAGUGACCCGGACCUACUCCAUGCCAGCCCAACUCUCAAGUCAUUUUGGCGGGGAGGGUAACGUGGUCUCGGCCGCAGGACGCCCUGCCCGGGACAGCCAGAGUGCUGUGGCAGCAGAGGUGUACCUCCGGAGCUGCCCGUCUGAGACAAGAGCAUCUAAAGGGGGUCAGUUUGGGCCGAUUAACGGGCAAGGUGGGAAACAGCUCUCCGAGUCUUCCAAGAGUGUUCCAAAUGCAAACCAAGGCAGUGCCCCUCUGGGCCAGGAAACGAGCCACGUGGCCCCAGAGAAGACCAAAACCUACCGAAGGCAUCAUUAUUACUAUGAACUGAACUGGCCCCACGAACCUACCUCAUCUUUCUCUGUCAAGCAGAGAAUCAAAUCUUUUGAAAACCUAGCCAGUUUUGACCGGCCUGUGGUGAAGCCGAUUGACUUCCCAUCUGCCGCCAUUAGCUCCAAGCCUCCGAUUGGGAGGCGAUCAUCUGGCAGCGUGUCGGCGGGAACCGGUACGGGCCUGGGGGAUGUGGGGCGGUCUUUGCGCCGGAGCCUGAGUUCAUGUAGCGAUAAUCCAAAUGAUGUUGCCUUACCGACCCCACAGCUAAAUAAAUCACCGUCCAGUUCCACCUUGGCCCCCUCCCCACAGGAGCCAGUGGGGAGCAUUCGAGAGAGCACUGGCUUCAAUCAAAAAAAGCUACUAAGUCCUCUGGGAAAUUCAGCAGUAAUGCCUGCAUCCCAAAUCAGGAGGAACAGGGUGUCCUCAAGCCAAAUUAGACCUUCUCCCUUAUCCCGUUCCAAGCUGAGGGAACUGAGAGCCCUCAGCAUGCCAGACCUAGACAAACUGUGUGAUGAGGACUUUGCUCUGGAGCCCAAGACCACUCAUUUCAAAACCCAGCUGGAAAUUACUCCCAGGAAAUCUCUCGGCCUUCCCACCGAAAGCCUUUCGAGCCUGCAUGAAUCCACGGCCCUUUCUCAUCUGGCAAAAGGGGACAAGCCGUGGUCGAGAGGAGGCAGUGGUUCUGGGACCCCUGGUUCAGCCUCGGAUGAGGAACUGGCCACCCAGGAUCGUUUGCCUGAGGGAAAACAUCCUGGAAAAAGUUGGUCCAUCAGUUUGGAUCAACUUUUAGUAUCAACCAUGGAGCAACAAAAAUUGCAGGCAGUUUUGUCACUGAUUGGGUCAAAAUCAGAUAUCCUGACCCUUCUUCAGGAAGCUGAAGCACAAACAGAGAAUAAAGAAGAUGUUUGCUUUAUAAUCUUGAAAAAGGAAGAAGGUGCAGGUCUGGGAUUCAGUGUGGCCGGUGGGAUAGAUCUGGAACAGAAAUCAGUUAUUGUCCACAGGGUGUUCCCUCAAGGAGUUGCUUCUUAUGAAGGAACCAUCCAUCGGGGCGAUCUCAUUCUGUCCAUCAAUGGCACCUCCUUGGCUGGUUCAGUACACGGAAACGUCCUGAAUGCCCUCCACCAGGCCAAGCUCCACAGAGAUGCCAUCAUUGUCAUCAAGAAAGGGCAAAGUGGUAGUAAGGUGUCUUCCAGGCAGAACUCAGACCCUGCAGGUGGAAGGAGCCCUGUGCCCAGAAAGCUGGUUACCCUGGAGCUGGGCACAGGUAAGACACUGACCCAGGAACUGGAGAAUUCAUGGGCAAGAGGUAUAAGAUGCAGAAAGAUUGAGCUGAAUGACGCCAUGUGUGUUGAGUUGCUGAAAACCUCAGCUGGUUUGGGGUUCAGCCUUGAUGGAGGAAAAGCCUCAGUGUCUGGAGAUAGACCUCUGUUUAUAAAGCGAGUAUUUAAAGGUAGUGCUGCCGAGCAAGCUGGAACAAUAGAAGCUGGAGAUGAAAUUCUUGCCAUCAGUGGGAAGCCUUUGGUUGGCCUCAUGCACUAUGAUGCCUGGAAUAUCAUUAAAUCUAUCCCAGAAGGACCCGUGCAGUUAUUAAUCAGAAAGCAUAGGACUUCAGUAUGAAAUGAACAUAAUCGUUUUUUAUGGGGGGUUUUUUGUUUUUAUUGCGGCACACUCCUUCAAACCCACUGCUGUUUACACUUCCUUCCAUUUGACACUGAACCUUAAAGUGAAAUACUGAAGCAGCAAAGAAAUAUUGGAGGAGUAAGAAAAAUUCACACCCAUUCUCUUGCAGAUACUGUAGAUUUUUGUUCACUUUUCAGCACAUACAAACCCCCCAAUUUGGGGGAGUUCAACGACAAGAUCAUGACAAUCUGGAAGCUGUCCCUUUGGAGUGACUUGGCUGAAAAGAUUAAGUGUAUGCAUGCCUGCCUGCCUGCCUGUGGGGUGUUUUGUUUUGACAUACUGGGAAUGAAAAAUGCUUGUUCCUGGUCUUCUGAAAAGGUGAGACUGUAAUUCACGUUCCAACAUUGAUCUUCUAAGGUAGGAGAAAGAUUAAAAAAAGAAUAUCUCACAUUAUUCACCUUAGAGCACUCUAAAUUUACCCCCAGCAUCCUGAUUGUGUAGCGACAGUAACAUGCUUUUGUGACUGGGAAUGGUAAUUUACUCUGAAAGAAAUUGAGCUGAUAGCCCCUCCCAAGGGAGGUUACUGUCAGAAAGGGGUGGCAAGAAAGGAGCAAAAGAAAAAGCAACAGUCCAGUACUGGGCAUUGUGUGUAUGCAGAGAGUAGUACAGUGAAGUAUACAUUCACUAUGGACAACUACCACUUCAGUAUUUUUUAAAUAGCAUACCAUUAUUCGGUUUGGGAAAUAGCAUUUUUCCAAUCCAGCAUUGAGCUUUGAUUCACUCUAUCUUGAGCAGCCUGUAAAUCUCCCUCUGUUGACUCCAUGUGAACUAAGAAGGGAGACAGACUUCCAUUUGUAUUUAAAUGAAUGAAUUUGAAAUCCACCAGUAAAACAACAAUAGCCAGUAAGUCAAGUAAUGACCCUGAUUUUUAGGUACUCUUCAAACAAUAUAGGCAGUUUUAAGUUUUAGUAAUCAAAUAUCUUAUUUUCCGUAGACAUGUAAAUAGAAGUAUUGGGGGGCCAGAUGGAGGUACUUUAAAUCAUGUUUUCCUGAGUUUUGGGGCGAUUUUUUUUCUGGUUGAAUUUAAGGAAAUCUAUAUUCCAAAAUACCUGAUCUCCUUUCAGGCUUGGGGUAAAUUGCCUCAGUUCUACACUGCGUAGUGUUCAGAUAUAGUCCAUCAUGUCAUAGUACUUUCUCAGGAGCUCAUCAUUUUGCCAAAGUUAGUUUCCUUGCCAAAAAUCUGUCAUGAUCCCAGAGGGCUUAUAUAUUUGAAGUAUGAGUUUAUGCAGGCACUCUCUCCCUUUUUCUGUCCUCCUUGGUUGUUUCAAAAUUGAAAGAAGGAAAAGAUAACAAUCAUGUCUACAAUAACUUCUAAAUUUUUAUCUGUUCAGUUAGAAAACAAUAAUAAUUAUGGUAUUUUUAAGCACUUACUAUGUGUCAAAUACUAUUUUAAGGGCUGAGGUAGAUAAAAGUUAAUCAGGUUGGAC
This is a messenger RNA of Ornithorhynchus anatinus (platypus), 10215 nucleotides long. It is a transcript of the gene PDZD2, whose product is annotated as PDZ domain containing 2. Lineage: Eukaryota; Metazoa; Chordata; Mammalia; Monotremata; Ornithorhynchidae. The record is from RefSeq and is a predicted model, not a curated record. Gene Ontology annotation, molecular function: protein binding. The transcript is spliced from 25 exons. Bases 497 to 8725 code for a protein of 2742 amino acids.